ACAGAGAUUCGUUGCCAUUAUAGCAGCUGCUCAGUCACAUCGAUCUCGAGCCCAAGUUUCGUCGCGAUCACCGCUCGUUCUAAUAUACGAAUCCGUUCGUAAGCGCUUGCAGCGAGAAGCACCAGCCACGAUAGCCUCGAAAUCGAAAGAGUAAGAAAUCGAUAGAACAUGGACAGCGACGAAGAGUUGACGGUCGAAGAGGACACGCCCGAGAACCUGGCCUUCUUCGAUCGUCUCGAAGAUCUGGUCCGCAGGGACAGGUAUCUCGGGUACGCCCUGAACGAGCGAGUCCUCGGCGACAUCCCGUUCGUCCACUGGGUCUUGAAGCGAGCCAUCGAGCGGCACCACAUGGAGAUCGUGCGCCACAUCGUCGACGCCGCCAGGAUCCCCAUCGUGCCGCUCGAGGGCGAGCACGGCCGCACCGCCAUCCACCUGGCCUACGAUCGGGAGUUCUAUCAGGCCUGCGAGCUGAUGCUGUACCGCUGCGACGACGCGACCAAUCACACGGACCCGGACGGGCUGACGCACUUGCACGUGGCCUGCCACAUCGGCUACGUGGACGCGGCCCGGCGCUACCUCGAGUCCGGCGUCGACCCGAAUCUCCAGCUGUUUCGCUGGUCGAGGCGCGCGGCCAGAUCGCCGCUGCACAUAGCCGUGCUGCAGCUGCAACCGGAAAUAGUGGAGCUGCUGCUGGAGAAGGGGGCCGACGUCAACCUGCUCGACGACUCGACGGGACGCACGGCCGUGCACCGGCUCUGCGCCAUGAUCGCCUUCGGGGCCGAGAAUCGGCAGCUCUACCUCGUCAACCCGUCGAUCUACGCCCGGGCCAAGGCGACCUGGCUGCGACUGCUCGAGACGCUGUGCGAGCACGAGAGCGUGGAUUUGAAUACGCGCGACAACGAGGGCCUGACGCCCGUAGCCACUCUCAUGUUCAAUUCGUCGGAGCUGAGCAAGCUGCAUCACGACGCCCUGGAGCUGCUGCUGAUGAACGGGGCCGAUCCGAGGGGCGCCUUCAAGCCGUGCAACUUGACCGCGUUGCACGGCGCCGUCUGGGCGCAUCGCGACUUCGGCGACAAGGCCAAGUACAACCGCGAGUUGUCGCACGAGCUCUGCGCCGACCUGGUGCAGAUGCUCGCCAUCUACGGGGCCGACGUCGAGGCCAGGGACCGAUUCGGCCGCUCGGUCCUCGAGAUGGCCGUGUCCGCGAUCGAUCUCGAUACGGUGCGCGUGCUGCUGGACCGCGGCGCUCGGCCCCUGUCCAGCCAGGUCGAGUUCAAGCUCGGCUACUUCGAGGACAUGUGGCACUUUCUGCCCAGCCUGGAGAUGAUCGAGCGACUGCUGGCCAUUUUGAGACUGUUCGAGAGCUACGACCUCGAGUUCAAGACGAGUCGCGAGGCCGACCUGAGACUCCUCGAGUUUUUGUACAGAAUGCAGCAGGUGUACAAUCGGGACUCUUUCAGAAAUAUCCUCGAGUUGGGCAACGAAAAUGUGCUCUACGACGCGAUAAAAUUAGUGCCCAACGGUAGAGACGGCUGGGACAGGCACAGCGACGUCAGACAGUACAUCAGACUGAAAUCCGAGCUGGAGCUGCUGGUGAGGCAUGAAAAAGCCAUCAGGGUGGGCCAACUGUACCUGUCCGAGAGCACAAAAUGGGCCUUGGUCUGCGCCACCGAUCAUCUCAAGAAUCACAUGAAGGAGUCCUUCGAGGGCUACGACAAGAUCGUGACGAGCUAUCGAUCCAAGGACUGCUGGAGCGAGGAGGAUCUGCUCGAGGACUUCAAGUACGCGGCCAGCCUCGAGCUCGACGACGAGACGUCGCUGCUCGACUUGAUGCGCGCCUCGCCCCACCGCAUGGCCCUGCGAUUCCGCGAUUUCGGCUUCGAGUACUUCCUGCUGUCGAAAAAGUUUGCCCUCAUCGACGGACUCGUGCGCGGCUACAUCUCCAAAGUUCUGGUGCGCGGAUUCAUGACGCGAAUGGCCCGCAAGUAUCUCGCCAUGCUGCUGGAGCGCGGCGACAUGCCCGAGGAGGUCGACGUGGCCUUCAAGUACCUCAACAACGACGAUCUCAUCAAGUUCAUCGUCGCGGGCAUGUACCUCGAGCCGCUGAUGAUGAGGCUCAAGGAGCAGGCGGACAGAGACAGGAGAGAACGAGAGGAGAGAUCGAGGCAAGAGAGGCUGGAGGCCAGAGCCUGGAGGCGAGCGCUAAAAAUUACCGAGCAAGCCAAUGAAAUCGCUGCUCGUGCAACUGGCCAAGCUAUGAAACAUCUAAUUAUUGGCGAUGAAACGAAUAAAAGCUAUGGUGCCGAGAGUCAACGAGUCCACGACGAGGAAAAUAAAGGAGAAAAAAAUGAAUGCAGUGGAGUUCAUGAACCCAAACGAGAAACGAGUGACAGCCAUGCUACCGAUGGCCAAAGUAAUGAAAAUAAUAAAAACGAUGUAAGUAAAGGUGACAAAAGCAGAAUUGAUACAGACGAAAAGCUAAAGAGUAAGUCCGAUGAAACUGACCACGAAGCCGAAAAAGAAAUGAAUAAAAGCAUUGAUGUCAAUGGUAAAAAUAAAGAAAUCGAGGGCGAAAAAAAUAAAAACGAUAAGAAUGACCCCGAAGAAGCGGAAACUAAACUAUGAAUUUCAGAACAAGGACAGUACCAAAAACUACAUAAAAAAAUGACGAACCCGAGCAUCGAUGUACGCUUCGUGGCAAUUUCGACGGCAAAGAGUACAUCUGCAUCUCUUGUACAAAUAUAAUUCGAUUGUUAUUGAAAA
Messenger RNA from Trichogramma pretiosum, 2763 nucleotides. RefSeq lists its product as uncharacterized. The transcript has 2 exons. NCBI's taxonomy places the organism in Eukaryota, Metazoa, Arthropoda, Insecta, Hymenoptera, Trichogrammatidae. Gene Ontology annotation, cellular component: cytoplasm. The record is from RefSeq and is a predicted model, not a curated record. The coding region runs from base 169 to 2625 and encodes 818 amino acids. Gene Ontology annotation, molecular function: protein binding.